Rotaria sp. Silwood1 is the source of this 2874-nucleotide messenger RNA. NCBI's taxonomy places the organism in Eukaryota, Metazoa, Rotifera, Eurotatoria, Philodinida, Philodinidae. The record is from the annotation of a GenBank genome assembly.
AUGGCUACAAAAGGUAAUCGUAAUCGUAAUGGUGGCGGUGGCGGUGGUGGUGGUGGUGGUUAUUCAGAUGAUGAUAAUGAUGAUUUUCAUAAUAAAUCUCAACAACGUCAACGUUCAUCAUCUCGUCAUCAUCAUCAUCAUCAUCGUAGUGAUCGUCGUCAUGUUCAACAACAAAAUCCACCAUUACAACAACAGCAACAACAACAGCAACAACAACAACAACAACAACAACAACAAUCAUAUGAUCCAAAUAAACGUCGAAAAUUUGGUGGUCUUGAUGAUGAAGAAUUAACUGAAGAUAAAUUACAAGUAGCAUUAUUUUCAUUAGGACAAAAAAUUGAUCCAACACUUGAACAAACAUUACGUGAUUUAUGUACAACAUUAUGUAAUGAUUUAAAUAAACAUAAAAAAAUAAUUUUCAAUAUACUUAAUCAAUGUAUACAAUUAAUACCUGAACGUAUGACAAUAUAUUCAACAUUAGUUGGUUUAUUACAUGCAUCAAUAAUAACAUUUGGUUCAGAUUUUAUUGAUACAUGUAUUAGUUCAUUAAAAGAAUGUUUAUUAUUAUAUAAAUUUGAAACAAUACAACGUUAUAUACGUUUUCUAUCUGAUUUAAUUAAUGUUAAACUUAUAUCAUCAUCAUCAAUAUUAAAAUUAUAUGAAACAUUAAUACAAACAACAACAGAAACAAAUAUACCACAAGUACGAACAGAUUUUUUUAUAUCAUGUAUAUUAACAUCAUUACCAUAUUCGGGUAAAAUAUUAUCGGAAAAACAUAAUACAGAAUUAAAUCGUUUAUUAUAUUCAAUUGAUAAAUAUGUAUAUAAACGUUCAAAAAUUCAUGUACCAAUAUUACAAGUUUGGACAUCACUUGAACCACAUCCACAAGAAGAAUAUUUAGAUUGUUUAUGGGCACAAAUAAAACGUUUAAAUCAAGAUGAAUGGUCAGAAUCACAAAUAUUUCGACCAUAUUAUACAUAUGCUGAUACAUUAUUUAGUGAUAUAUCAGCAUCAAUUGUUUAUGAUUUACCAUUAAUUACAAUACCAUUACAUAGUGAUAUAAUUAUUUAUCCAUUACCUAAAAUUGUUUUUCGUAUGUUUGAUUAUACUGAUGUACCUGAACAAUAUGUUUUACCAGGUGCACAUGCUAUUGAAAGAUAUUUAAUUGAAGAUGAAAUAUCAAAUAUUAUGCAUACAUAUCAUACAGAAAGAAAAGAUUGUGCUAUACAAUUAACACAAAUUCGACCAAAAAAUAAAAUUCCAUUAAAUUAUAUGAUUGUUGAGGUAAUAUUUGGUCAUUUAUUUAAAUUACCACGUUCACAACAUCUUGAAUUAUUUUAUGGUUCACUUCUACUUGAAUUAUGUAAAUUACAACCAUCAACAUUACCACCUGUAUUAGUACAAGCUGUUGAUAUGUUAUUUGAACGUUUAAAUACAAUGAAAACAUCAUGUAUUGAACGUUUUGUUAAAUGGUUUUCAUAUCAUUUAUCAAAUUUUCAAUUUACAUGGGCAUGGCAAGAUUGGAUAAAUUGUUUAGAUGAAAAUUCUGAAUCACCAAAAAUAAAAUUUAUACGUGAAACAUUACAACGUUGUAUGAGAUUAUCAUUUCAUCAACGUGUUAUUGAAUUUGUUCCUGAACAAUUUUAUAAACUUGUACCAAAUAAACCAUCACCUAUAUUUAAAUUUGAAGAAACUGAUCCACCUAUAUUUGGUUCUGAAUAUGCACAAUUAUUAACAAAAAAAAUUCGAGAACGUUCAUCAGCUGAAGAUAUUUUACGUAUAUUAAAUACAGUACCAAAUCCAUCAAAAGAUGAUGCAUCAUCAUCAUCAGUAGCAACAACAACAACAACAACAACAAAUAUGAAUCAACCAACAAAUGAUUUAACUUAUAAUAUGGUACAAAUUGAUUUAUUUGUAUCAUCAUUACUUUGGAUUGGAUCAAAAUCUUUUACACAUUCAUUUGCAUCCUUAGCAAAAUAUCAUCAAUUAUUUAAAAUUCUUAUUGAAAGUGAAGAACAACAAAUUCAAGUACUUAAAUCAAUGUAUGAAAUUUGGCCUAAUCAUCAACAGAUGAUGGUUGUUUUAGUUGAUAAAUUAGUAAAAACACAAAUAGUUGAAUGUUCAGCCGUAGCUAAUUGGAUAUUUUCAAGUGAAUUAGGUUCUGAAUUAACAAAUUUUUAUGUUUGGGAAAUAUUAUCAUCAACAAUUGAAAAAAUGAAUCGUCAAGUUGAAAAAUAUCAUAAUGAAUUAUUAGAUUUACGUCGUCAAUUAAAUAUAUCAGCAACUGUUCAAGCUGCAACAAAUACAACAGAUACAAUAUCUUCAACUGAACAAACAAUAGUAGCAAAUGAAGAAAAAAUUUCUGAUGAUAAUAAAAUGGAUGAAAAUGAUAAUACAACAACAACUACUACUACUACUAAUGAAGAAAAACCAACGAUAACUAGUUUAAAACGACGACACGAAAGUGAUGAUGAUGAUGAUGAAGAUGAAAAACAAUCAACUGAAAAAAUUCAAUCCAUGCAAAUAUCACAACCACCAAUGGAUGAAGCAACAGCUAAAUUACAUGAAAAAUAUGAAAUUAUUGAAGAACGUUUAUCACAUGCACGUGAACAACAAAAAAAACUUUAUUUAAUUGUAUUUCAACGUUUUAUAAUGACAUUAAGUGAUUUUUUAAAUGAAUGUGAAAGUAAAAAUGUUGAUCCUGUAUCAACACCAUGGCUUAAAUGGAUAAUUGAACGUUUACAAGAAAUUUUUCUAUUAUAUCAUGAACAAGUUUUUCAAUAUGUAUCAACAUUUGAAUCAUUAAUAUUUACAUCGGAUAUUGAUUUUUGUAUAUUAGAAGUAUUUCAACAAUUUUGUGCUUUACGUGCAUAA